AUGGAACAAUGGCAAUCAAACUGGCUGCCCCAGCUGACCUGUUCACUACGACUGAUUGUCACCAUCUGGCUCAAUCAAGCACAGGCAGUCUUUCAUGUACCGCAGACCAGCACCGAAGCUUCGCCCCUCCCCCUGUCGUCGUCGACCCGGGAUGUGGGCAUAAAUCCCCGCCGUCUCGAACCCAACGCAAGUGUGUACGACCUAACAGCAACGUGUAUCACCCAACACAUCUGUUUCGGGCCCAACACUGGUGUCUACAACCCAACACCGACAUUUUGA
Molecule: messenger RNA, 279 nt
Organism: Laccaria bicolor S238N-H82
Lineage: Eukaryota; Fungi; Basidiomycota; Agaricomycetes; Agaricales; Hydnangiaceae
Exons: 3
Coding region: 1-279 (92 amino acids)
Source: RefSeq, a predicted model, not a curated record